Messenger RNA from Argentina anserina (silverweed cinquefoil), 1685 nucleotides. RefSeq lists its product as uncharacterized. The transcript has 4 exons. The record is from RefSeq and is a predicted model, not a curated record. The coding region runs from base 80 to 1387 and encodes 435 amino acids. Lineage: Eukaryota; Viridiplantae; Streptophyta; Magnoliopsida; Rosales; Rosaceae.
CCACCCCAAAAUCCAUAGACCUCUCCAAACCCCAAAGCCGCAGCAGCAGGACAAUCAAAACCCUAGAAAAGAACCUUCCAUGGCAGCCACGGCGGGCUCCGAUGUCUCCGACGGCCCGGUCCUCAGCCUCAUCAACAAGCGCAUCCGCGGCCUCCGCAAGAAGCAGAACCGCAUCGUCCAGAUGGAGGAGUCUCUCGCCCAAGGCAAGGCCCUCAACAACGAGCAAAUGGAGGUCCUCCGCUCCAAGUCCGCCGUCUCCGCCGCCAUCGACGAGCUCGAGAAGCUUCGCCAGCCCCUCUCCGCCGCCGUCGCCGAGGAGAUCAGCCUCGCCACUAAGCUCUCCUCCUCCCCCGCUCCCCCCGCCGCCGACACUACUACUACGAUGCCCGAUGUCGUCGAAACGCCUCCCGUUGCGGCGGCGCAGGAGUCCGAUGAGGCGGCGGCGGUGGAGGAGGAGCUUCUGAAGCUGCUCUACUUCGGCUCGUUGUUCGAUGUUAAGACGCAGAGUGACUUCACCUCGAUUAUGUUCACCAGGAGCCACGAGAGAGGUUGCUGCUUGACCUAUGACACCGUCACCGAUGACGACACUGAUAUGCUCGCCGAGAAGGACUUGGAUUUGAUCUCCUCCCUCAGUGGCUUGUUGAUCUCUAGGCCGGUGGCGUCGAGUUUAUCUCACAAGAAUGCUCUGCAGCGCUGCAUUGAGCACGCCAAGCUCUGGCUCGCUAAGUCUGACCAGCCUAUUGAGCCUAACGCUAGUGUCACAUAUGCGAGUUUGAGGGAGAGGCUCAGUAAGAUUAUGGCGUCGGACUACUUUACCAUCACGCCGGAAAUGAAAGCUCCUGAGGAAAUGGCAGCUGCUGCUGGCGGGAACUUUGCUCCGUUUCAGGUGAGGGGUGAGGAUGUGGACAGUUCAUUUGUACAGUUACAGCAGCAGAAGGAUGAGGAGAUUCCAAUUCUUGAAGGGCAUGAGAGUGGUGACAAUCAAACGGGUCCUGUUGAGGAAGUUCAGAAGGAUGAAUAUGAGACGGAAAAUCUUGCAGAGGUUGUCUCGGAUCCACAAGAACAAGUCAAGCCAGAAAUUGAAGUAGAGCAUAAUGAAAGAGAUGUAGAAUUCGAGCAACAAAAUGGUUCAAGGAGGCAGUAUCAAAACCAAAGAGGUGGGCGUGGUGGAGGCCGUAGAGGUUACUCCAAUGGUCGUGGUGGCCGAGGCAGAGGAGGUGGUCCUUAUCAGAAUGGGCGGAACCAGUUCUAUGACCAGCCUGGAAACUAUUAUCCAAGGAAUAACAGUCGGGGAAGGGGCGGUAGAGGUGGUGGACCGGCUUACAACAACCAUGGUUCAGCUGCUCAGGAUGGUCAUGCCUCAGCUAACAUCGGAGUUGCUUCUUAACUGUACUCAUAGUAGUCUUGGUAGGAUGCUUCGUACUAGUUUUACAUGUGGGUGGUGAAAACGUGUUCUGCUCUGCUUUUGUUGGGAAGUGUACGGAUAUGGGUUUGCUGCUGUUGACGGAUUUAUCAUCCAUUGAGCUUUCUCGUUUUCUUGUAGUUCAGCUAAUGGGUUUUGGUCGAAACCAUCGAGGGAUAGAUUUUGCAGUAGUUUUAUUGGACAAUGCUUGGAUGGUGGCACUGAACAUAACUUCUCAGUAUGAUUAAACCUUUUUUUUUUUUUAUCAAAAUGAUUAAACCUA